Messenger RNA from Pelobates fuscus (common spadefoot toad), 2482 nucleotides. RefSeq names its product prenylcysteine oxidase 1-like. Lineage: Eukaryota; Metazoa; Chordata; Amphibia; Anura; Pelobatidae. The transcript has 7 exons. The record is from RefSeq and is a predicted model, not a curated record. Gene Ontology annotation, biological process: prenylcysteine catabolic process; prenylated protein catabolic process. Bases 14 to 1510 code for a protein of 498 amino acids. Gene Ontology annotation, molecular function: prenylcysteine oxidase activity.
GUCCUGAGAAGCCAUGCAGACCUGGCUGGGUGUCCUGUUUGCGGGCUCUGCCUUCAUAGUGUGCGUCCUACAUGCCGGAGAUACGGAGGAGCUGCGGUUCCCGCCUAGCAGGAUAGCUGUUAUAGGAGCUGGAAUUGGGGGUUCAUCUGCUGCCUAUUUCCUGAGGCACAAAUAUGGCAAACAUAUCCAGAUUGAUGUGUUUGAGAAAGGAGAAGUUGGGGGACGUCUGGCUACAGUGGACAUGGAAGGUGCUCAGUAUGAGGCCGGGGGAGCUGUCAUACACCCACUUAAUCUUCACAUGAAAACAUUUGUUAAAGAACUUGGUCUUCACGUUCGAUCUCCGACUAGUAGCAUUGUUGGAAUUUAUAAUGGAGAUGAUUUUGUUUUCCAAGAGAGCAACUGGUUCCUGAUCAAUAUUAUCAAAAUGCUGUGGUAUUAUGGAUUGAAUUUCAUACGAAUGUACAUGUGGGUGGAGGAUAUGCUCGAUAAAUUCAUGAGGAUUUACAGAUAUCAGACCUUUGAGUACUCAUUUUCCAGCACUGAGUCCUUACUUCAUGCCUUGGGGGGCAAUGACUUCAUUACAAAAUUAAACAUGACUAUUGAUGAGAACAUGCAAAAAGCUGGCUUCUCUCAAAAAUUUAUUGAUGAAAUAGUCGGUCCGGCAAUGAGAGUAAACUAUGGUCAAGGAGUCAAGAUCAAUGGCUUUGUUGGGUCCGUCUCUCUGGCUGGUACUGAUUCUGGUCUCUGGGCAAUCGAAGGUGGAAACAAGCUUGUAUGUUCUGGUCUUAUUUAUGCCUCAAAGGCCCAACUAAUUAAGGGCAUAGUUACCUCAGUGGAAGAGAAAAUCCGUCCCAUGAAAUCUGGAGGUACAGUGAAACUAUAUGAAUUAAGCUAUGAGACCAGCGCUGGUUCACAGCUGGGCCUUUAUGACAUUGUAAUUAUUGCAACGCCACUGAAUAGGGGUUUGUCUGAAAUUACAUUUCUGGGUUUCGAUCCUCCGAUAGAGACCUUCUCUAAGCACUACCAGCAGACUGUGGCAACCUUUGUUCAUGGACGGAUAAAUACUUCUUUUUUUGGGUGUGCAAAGCCUUGUGAACUUUCUGAAGUAUUAACAACCAGCAACCCGAAACUGUUUUUCAGCAGCAUUGGUGCUGUGGCUCCAGUCAAAGAAACAGAAUCCCCUUAUCCUGGUGGUCUUAAAAUCUGGAAGGUCUUCUCUCCUCAGCCACUAACAAAAGAUCAGCUGAAUCUUCUCUUUGAAUCUCACCAUGCAGUGAAGGUGAAGACAUGGCUGGCUUAUCCUCACUACGACCCUCCAGAAAAAAUGCCACCCAUUAUUCUUCAUGAUAGAAUCUACUACCUCAAUAGCAUAGAAUGGGCAGCCAGUGCCAUGGAGAUGAGUGCAAUCUCUGCCAAGAAUAUUGCACUUCUCUCCCAUCAUAGAUGGUAUGGUAAGAAUGAACAGAUCGACCAAGAAGACCUAACUGAACGCCUCAAGUCUGAAUUGUGAUUGACAGAAGAUAAUUGUGAUCUAUGUGAGAGAAUACCAUGGACUUUUUUUUUUGCUGCACUAAUAUUCCCAACUUGACUUACUUGAGUAUUUGCUUCUCUGGGGACAACUUUUGGUAAUCUCCAUUUAGUAUGCUUUAACAUGAUAAUGUUAAAUUGGCAGAUCAAUUUUCUUUCUAAAACUUCUGUAACUCCAAUUCAACUUUCGUUAGACAUACAUCCCUUUUUUAAAGUUUUUUUUUUUUCCCAGCAAAACACUGGUUCACCAGGCAGUGCCUUAUUUUAUUUGUGGAGAGCGUUGUAGUGUAUGUCUGUAUUUUAGUACUUUCCAUCAGUCUCUGCUUCACUACUACAAAGAAAGGGGAAGAUUCUGGGAUCAAUAUUGCUAGGCAUGCUUGUAUACAUACCUCUUGCAGAGUAAUAGGCUUUGUCUGUUAUUUUGUAUUCUUGGUUGUCACAUUAAGUUUGUUACUGAACAUGAUGGUGCUUGCGAAUUUGUGCAAAUUUAGAGGUUUCUUUUUAAAUUGUGAUAAUUCAACAGUUGAGUUGCGCAGUUUAGUUCAACCUAGCCAUGUUGGAAAAUCACCACUCGCCCAUAAUGGGUAACAACGAGUCUUUUAAUUUGGAGGGAGAUUCAAUAAAGCUACAGUAUCACUCUGGGUAUCUUAUUACACUUACUGCUGAAAUGUCUCCUAUAAUAAGUGUAUGGGAUACUGGAUAAACAAAACCCCUUUUAUUGUUAUAAUGGCUCCUAAUGUUGUUUUAGCAGCAUUUAUCAAUGUUUGAAGGACUCUUUCCAUAUUGCUUUUGUUAUUGUAGUAACCCUGUUCAUUUUGAAAUUAAGGGUAUAUCCACUAAGGACUUACCUUUAUUUUCUGGCAAAAUCCCAAAUGUGGUAUGUCCUGCUGAAUUACAUGUAAUCCACUGAAAAAAAUGAACUUGAAUAAAAUUUAUGAUGAUUUGACUAAAAAAA